Messenger RNA from Cylicostephanus goldi, 318 nucleotides. NCBI's taxonomy places the organism in Eukaryota, Metazoa, Nematoda, Chromadorea, Rhabditida, Strongylidae. The record is from the annotation of a GenBank genome assembly.
AUGAAAUUGAAAGUGGCACUGACCGAGGCACACAAAAAUAUUCGCUUAUCGCAACUGACUGAGGACGACGAAGACUAUGAAAGUGACAUUCCGUCGAGUGAGGAUCGAUUUAGAAUCAGUCCUCGACCGAUAGGCGACGUUAAUUAUGGCGAGUUGGCGAGAAGCAUGAAAGACGACGGAAACCUGAAGAAGCUGAAAAGGCUGUCAGACGACCUCAAAAGGGAAAAGGAUGAACUGAGACGAUUGGCUAUGGACACUAAAGAAGCUUUCUCAGUAUGCAUGGGAGAGGUGAGACGGUUAUUGCAAGUUCUGAGAUAA